Molecule: messenger RNA, 2029 nt
Organism: Amyelois transitella
Lineage: Eukaryota; Metazoa; Arthropoda; Insecta; Lepidoptera; Pyralidae
Exons: 3
Coding region: 62-1219 (385 amino acids)
Cellular component (GO): cytoplasm
Molecular function (GO): guanyl-nucleotide exchange factor activity
Source: RefSeq, a predicted model, not a curated record
GAAUGAUAGUGUCUAGGGCACUUGUGAUGAAGCACAGAAUUAUAUAUUUUUUAUUAUAACCAUGUUAUUAUCUUGGGGCGCCAACUCUCAUGGCCAGCUUGGUCAGGGUAUAGUCAAUGAACAAAUAGAGAAACCAACACAGGUUGAAAUAAAAUCUUUGCACUGUGAUGAAAUUACUCAGAUUGCAUGCGGUGGGGGCCACACUUUACUGCUUGAUGCGGAAGGGAAAUUGUACUCUUGUGGGUGGAAUAACAAAAGACAAUUAGGGAAAGAUGAAGAAACACACAGGUUUGAAAGAGUCUGGCAGCUCAGUGGCAUAUCAUUUGUAAAUAUUGCAUGUGGUUGGGAUUUCAGCUGUGGGGUCACUGAUAGUAACUUCUUGUUUGUUUGGGGAUCCAACAGCAAUGGCCAACUAGGAUUACCCAGAGAUCACUUCUCAGAAUUUGUUAAACCAAUAAGACUGCAAGUCAAUGCAAUGGAUGUUUCUAUGGGACUAAGGCACACAGCCAUUGUAAAUUCUAAAGGCGAAGUAUGGGUAACAGGUUGUGGCAAACAUGGUCAACUAGGUUUAGGAAAUGAGAGAUUGUCUUCAGAUAGAUUUGAGCAAGUACCCAAAGUUGGUAAAGUAUCCCAUAUAGCAUGUGGACAGAAUCACACGGUGACUUGGUGUUCUGAAGAAAAAGCUUUGUAUGUUUGGGGUGACAAUAAACAUGGGCAACUGUUGCUUAGCAUUGAAAAGUAUAAGAAGAUUUUCACACCUCAAAAGAUUGAUAUUGAUGUUAAAAAGGAAGUAAAAAAAUUGCUUAGCGGCUGGACCAAUGUUCUUUUAUGGUUGGAGAAUGGAACUAUGUAUACCUGGGGUCGCAAUAAUUAUGGUCAACUUGGAACUGAAGAUGCAUUUGUUGGUAAAAUAAUUAAGAUAAAUCUACCAGAUGAUAGAGAAGUCAAAGAUGUUGCUCUUGGAUCUGAACAUACAGUGUGUAUAGCCACAGACAAUACUUUAUGGGCAUGGGGCUGGAAUGAACAUGCUAACACAGGGACUGGCACCUGUGACAGUGUAAACACCCCAACUUUAGUGCCUUUAGACAUAGGUGCAAACAAAAUAUCAACAGUGUUUGCUGGGGGAGCUCAAAAUUUUGUAAUAGUAACUUUGAAUACUGAAACUAAAACUAUAAGUGACGAGACUUUUGAUAUCAAUGAUGAGGAAAGCACGGAAUAAGUAAUUAAAAUAAUAAUAAUGUUAUGAUCUUAUAAUAACCUGGCAAAAGUGCUUUUUAUGGUACAUCAUCAGGGGUUGAUUUGGGGAAAAGCAUGUUACUACCCAAACUAACAUAUGAAAUUUUAUUCAUUGAUUUUAAAUAGUUUAUAUUAUGUCCAGAUUGUUCAGUCAAAAUUAAACAACUAUGGUGCUUAAUUUUAUGGAGAUUAUUGUUGUUUUUUUAAAAUAAAACUAAUUUACAGUUAUUAAAUUUGUUUUAAUAUUAUUCUAGGAAAUAAUAAACUUUAUUUCCUGACAUGAGUGCUAUCUGUUAUUAUGUCAUGUUUGUUGAUUUACACAUCCCAGUGUGAAAUUAGAAACACUGCCAUAAUAAGUACAUUGAUUAUUAAUGAAUACCUGCCUUGUCUAUAAUCAAUACAAUUUGAUAGUAAUACUUUAAAUUCGUUUACACCGCCAUCUUAAUGUUACCAGAUGUGUAGUGAUGAAAGCUAUCAUCACUUGGAUUUACGUUUAAAUACUUCAUAUAAUCUUAUUGUUUCAUACAUGUUCAUUAUCAACUUCCCAGUAUGGUUGACUUACACUUAUUCAAUUUAUAAAUAUUAAUCACAUUGAUAUACAAAAUGGACGAGAAUUAGACCGACUGGCUUUGACACCUAAAUUGGAACAUUCCUUUAGGAAAUUUAUGAUCUUCAGUUUUGUUUUCUUAAUAUUGGAUAACCUUAUAAGGUGUCACUUAUUGAAGUCAAACAUCACUGCAAAUAAAGUAACUACUGCUCUAAAGCUACGAAGCAGUGGAAUAAAAUCUUCCAA